This is a messenger RNA of Staurois parvus, 339 nucleotides long. The record is from the annotation of a GenBank genome assembly. Lineage: Eukaryota; Metazoa; Chordata; Amphibia; Anura; Ranidae.
UGGGCACUGGUUGGUGGCACUGGUGGGCACAGGUGGGUGGCACUGGUGGGCACAGGUAGGUGGCAAGGCUGGGCACAGGUAGGUGGCACUGCUGGGUGGCACUGGUGGGCACUGCUGGGCACAGGUGGGUGCACUGCUGGGCACAGGUGGGCGGCACUGCUGGGCACAGGUGGGCAGAACUGGUGGGUGGCGCUGCUGGGCACCGAUCAUCAGGGCACUAAUCAUCAGUGCCCUGAUGAUCAGUGCCGAUCCUUGCUCUGACAACUGCUGGUUCUCGGCAGUACUUUCCUCACGAUCUGACAGCGUGAGGAAAGUGCAGCCAAGAACCGGCAAUUGCAU